This is a messenger RNA of Fusarium sp. VM40, 786 nucleotides long. Lineage: Eukaryota; Fungi; Ascomycota; Sordariomycetes; Hypocreales; Nectriaceae. The record is from the annotation of a GenBank genome assembly.
AUGUUGAGGCAGUCAGUCCGCGGCGUGCGCGCGCCGCUACGAGCUUUCAAUCAGCCAGCCCAACAGGCGGCAUGGAAUGGCGCAUGGAGAAGGCUUUUCACAUCACAAACGGGGAGCAAGACUACGCGCCAGCUUUGGCAAUGGAGGACGGCCCAUUGGGAGGGCAUGAUGGCCCGGCUAAGGAGCACCCGCUUCGGAUCUGGGUCUGCGACAACACCAAGCAUGCUCCAGGGCGUGUUGAGGCGUGGAUUUCGGUUUACCGCAAAGCGCAAGACGAACAAGGGCCCGGCCGUUAAGCAAGCCGUGGAGCCAGAGGGUCUCUCGGCCAGGCUCAAGAAACUCACCAAGGAGUAUGGCUGGGUGACCGUUGGCGUUUACCUGGGGCUGUCCGUUCUGGACUUUCCCUUCUGCUUCCUAUUUGUCAGGAUGGUAGGACCUGAGAAGAUCGGUGAGGUCGAGCAUCAAGUGAUGUCGUCAGUGAAGCAGAUGAUCCCCGAUUCGGUUCGGGAGACGUGGCAUACCUACUGGCAGUCCUUCAGGAAAGCUGAGGCGAAAGCCCUUGGCGAUGACGAUAUCAGCGACAAGAUGGAGAUGGCUACGUGGGGUGUCGAGAAGGCCGAGGAGCGCAAUCGCGCGAAUGCUAGCUUAGCAACCCAGUUGGCGCUGGCGUAUGCCAUUCACAAGAGCUUCAUCUUCAUCCGAGUACCUCUAACGGCCGGCCUCACGCCCAAGGUCGUCAAGGUGCUUCGAUCAUGGGGCUGGAAUAUCGGAAAGAAGAAGGUGUAG